Molecule: messenger RNA, 333 nt
Organism: Cavenderia fasciculata
Lineage: Eukaryota; Evosea; Eumycetozoa; Acytosteliales; Cavenderiaceae
Exons: 1
Coding region: 1-333 (110 amino acids)
Source: RefSeq, a predicted model, not a curated record
AUGAAUCUUUCAAUAACUCUAGUUAUUCUUUGUGUGAUUGUAUCAAGUUUUGUGGUAUCAAGUGAAUUGUUAUCAAUCACUGGAUUAUUGGGUGGAAUGCUUGGUGGUUCUUCUUCAUCUUCAUCAUCAUCAUCGUCGUCGUCAUCUUCUUCUUCAUCAUUAUCAAUAUCAUCAUCAUCUUCAUCGUCAUCCUCGAUAUCAUCCUCGACAUCGACAUCGUCCUCGAUAUCAUCUUCAUCUUCAUCGAUAUCAACAUCAACAUCAACAUCACAUCAACAUCAACUGGUGGAUCAGGAACUAUCAUUGACAAAGAUAUUGGACCAAUUAGUUUAG